AUGGCGAUUCUGGGCAGACUAAACACUGGGGACAGGUUGCACCUUUUUGGUGUAACACAAUCUACUGUAUGUGUAUUUUGUCAGUACCACAAUGAAGACCAUAACCACCUUUUCUUUGAGUGUCCAUUCUCGGAACGGGUGUGGUCUUGUAUUAAAGGUAAAAUCAAUGUUGAUCGGCCAUCCCUCCUUUGGGAUGAUUUGGUCCAGGCUAAAUCUGUGAAAGGGAAUUCCUUAGGGACUAUUAUUACCAAGCUUGCAUUUACUUGUACUGCAUACCAGUUAUGGGUUGCUAGGAAUAAUAGAGUGUUUAGUAAAGAUAUAGUCCCUGAAGGGGUUGUUAUAAAGUGUAUUGUGGAUAUGGUUAGAUUCAGGCAACAGUUCUUGGAUGGUGCUGCAUGGUUUGUUCUUCAGUUCGGGUUGACUCGAAGCUCGAAGCUGGAUAUGAUUGUGUUGAUGGCUGCUAUAUGCGCCUCGUGUGUGAAGAUUGACUUUCCAUUAU
This is a messenger RNA of Camellia sinensis, 499 nucleotides long. The record is from RefSeq and is a predicted model, not a curated record. Lineage: Eukaryota; Viridiplantae; Streptophyta; Magnoliopsida; Ericales; Theaceae.